This is a messenger RNA of Marmota flaviventris (yellow-bellied marmot), 6599 nucleotides long. Lineage: Eukaryota; Metazoa; Chordata; Mammalia; Rodentia; Sciuridae. The record is from RefSeq and is a predicted model, not a curated record.
UUGGGCUCUAGGCAGUCAGGGAACUUGUGGACCUCCCUGCUGCGGUCUCUAAGGGAGGAACGCUGCCAGUGGCGGGUCGUGGGGGCUGACCGCCACUGCGCCCUUCGCAGGAGCGGCUGCUUCGUUUACAGACAACAACUUUAAAGUGUGAAGCAGAAAAGGAGCUGUUUCUGAGCUGCAAAACUUGUUUCUAAAUAGGAAAUUAAUUGUUAAAGCCAAUAUGGCCACAGGAGGAGGUCCUUUUGAAGAAGGAAUGAAUGAUCAGGAUUUACCGAACUGGAGCAAUGAAAGUGUUGAUGACCGACUCAACAAUAUGGAUUGGGGUGGCCAGCAGAAGAAGGCAAAUAGAUCAUCAGAAAAGAAUAAGAAAAAGUUUGGUGUAGAAAGCGAUAAAAGGGUAACUAAUGAGAUUUCUCCGGAGUCAUCACCAGGAGUUGGAAGGCGAAGAACAAAGACUCCACAUACAUUUCCACAUAGUAGAUAUAUGACUCAGAUGUCUGUUCCAGAGCAGGCAGAAUUAGAGAAACUUAAACAACGGAUAAACUUCAGUGACUUAGAUCAGAGAAGCAUUGGAAGUGAUUCUCAAGGUAGAGCCACUGCAGCUAACAACAAACGGCAGCUUAGUGAAAACCGAAAGCCCUUCAACUUUUUGCCUAUGCAGAUUAACACUAACAAGAGCAAAGAUGUGGCUGCAAGUCUUCAAAAAAGAGAAGUGAUUGGAUCAACACAGUGUAAAGAAUUGUUUGCUACUGCUUUAAGUAAUGACCUUUUGCAAAACUGUCAAGUCUCUGAAGAAGAUGGUAGAGGAGAGCCUGCAAUGGAGAGCAGCCAGAUUGUAAGUAGACUUGUUCAAAUUCGUGACUAUAUUACUAAAGCUAGCUCCAUGCGAGAAGAUCUUGUGGAGAAAAAUGAAAGAUCUGCUAAUGUUGAACGCCUUACUCAUCUAAUAGAUCACCUUAAAGAACAAGAAAAGUCGUACAUGAAAUUUCUCCAAAAAAUUCUUGCUAGAGAAAAUGAGGAGGAGGAUGUUCGGACUAUAGACUCAGCUGUGGGAUCUGGUUCUGUAGCUGAGAGCACAUCGCUAAACAUAGAUGUGCAGUCUGAGGCUUCAGAUACCACGGCCAGAGAUCCUGAACAGGAGCCUAUGGAAGAGAUAGAAAAUUUGAAGAAACAGCAUGAUUUAUUAAAAAGGAUGUUACAACAGCAGGAGCAACUGCGAGCUCUGCAGGGACGACAAGCUGCUCUUCUAGCUCUGCAGCAUAAAGCAGAGCAAGCUAUUGCUGUGAUGGAUGAUUCUGUUGGAGAAACUACAGGUAGCUUAUCUGGAGUCAGUAUAACAUCUGAACUAAAUGAAGAAUUAAAUGAUUUAAUUCAGCGUUUUCAUAAUCAGCUUCGUGAUUCUCAGCCUCCAGCUGUUCCAGACAAUAGAAGACAGGCAGAAAGUCUUUCUUUAACUAGGGAGGUUUCCCAGAGCAGGAAUCCAUCAAUUUCAGAUCAUUUGCCUGAUGAGAAAGUUCAACUUUUUAGCAAAAUGAGAGUGCUGCAGGAAAAGAAACAAAAAAUGGACAAGUUACUUGGAGAACUUCAUACACUUCGAGAUCAGCAUCUGAACAAUUCAUCAUUUGUGCCUUCUUCAGCCUCUCCACAGAGAAGUGGAGAUCAGAGAAGUACAGUUUCAGCCCCCUCUGUUCCUGUAGGCUUGGUACCAGUUGUCAAUGGAGAGUCCAACAGCAGCCUUGUAUCAUCUGUUUCUUAUCCUGCCGCUUCUCUAGGUCCUCAGAAUGAGAAUGAAAAUGAAGGCCAUCUGAACCCAACUGAAAAACUACAGAAGUUAAAUGAAGUUCGAAAGAGAUUGAAUGAAUUAAGAGAAUUAGUCCAUUAUUAUGAACAAACAUCAGAUAUGAUGACAGAUGCUGUAAAUGAAAACACAAAAGAUGAAGAAACUGAAGAGUCAGAAUACGAUUCUGAGCAUGAAAAUUCUGAACCUGUUACUAACAUUCGAAAUCCACAAGUAGCUGCUACCUGGAAUGAAGUAAAUAGUAAUAGUAAUACACAGUGUGUUUCUAAUAAUAGAGAUGGGAGAUCAGUGAAUUCUAAUUGUGAAAUUAACAACAGAUCUGCUGCCAACAUUAGAGCUCUAAACAUGCCUCCUUUAGAUUGUCGAUACAAUAGAGAAGGAGAACAGGGAAUGCAUGUAACUCAAGGUGAAGAUGAUGAGGAAGAGGAGGAAGAAGCAGAAGAGGAGGGGGUCAGUGGAGCUUCAUUGUCUAGUCAUAGAAGCAGUCUGGUUGAUGAGGCUCCAGAAGAUGCAGAAUUUGAACAGAAGAUUAAUAGACUUAUGGCUGCAAAACAGAAACUUAGACAGCUACAAGAUCUUGUUGCUAUGGUGCAGGAUGAUGAUGCAGCUCAAGGGGUUACUUCUGCCAAUACAUCAAAUUUGGAUGACUUCUACCCAGCAGAAGAAGACACUAAACAAAAUUCAAAUAAUACUAGAGGAAAUGCUAACAAAACACAGAAAGAUACUGGUGGAAACGAAAAGGCAAGAGAGAAAUUUUAUGAGGCUAAACUACAGCAACAACAGCGAGAGCUAAAACAAUUGCAGGAAGAAAGAAAGAAACUGAUUGAGAUUCAAGAGAAAAUUCAAGCUUUGCAAAAGGCAUGUCCUGACCUGCAGCUGUCAGCCACUACUGUGGGUAAUUGUCCCACAAAAAAAUACAUACCAGCUGUUACUUCAACCCCAACCACUAAUGAAAAUGAGACCAAUACAAGCAAAUCUGUUUUUGAACCUGAAGAUUCUUCAGUAGUAGAUAAUGAGUUGUGGUCAGACAUGCGAAGACAUGAAAUAUUAAGGGAAGAGCUUCGACAGAGAAGAAAGCAGCUUGAAGCUCUAAUGGCUGAACAUCAGAGGAGACAAGGUCUAGCUGAAACUACGUCUCCAUUGGCCGUGUCAUUGAGAAGUGAUGGAUCUGAGAACCUGUGUACUCCUCAACAAAGUAGAACAGAAAAAACAAUGGCAACUUGGGGAGGUUCUACUCAGUGUGCCUUAGAUGAAGAAGGAGAUGAAGAUGGUUACCUUUCUGAAGGAAUUGUUCGGACAGAUGAAGAAGAGGAAGAAGAGCAAGAUGCCAGUUCUAAUGAUAAUUUUUCUAUGUAUCCUCCUAAUAGUGUGAAUCACAAUUCCUAUAAUGCAAAGGAAUCUAAAAAUAGGUGGAAGAACAAUCGCCCUUUUUCGGCAGAUGGAAAUUAUCGCCCAUUAGCCAAGACAAGACAACAACAGAAUAUCAGCAUGCAACGGCAAGAAAACCUUCGGUGGGUAUCAGAGCUCUCUUAUGUAGAAGAGAAAGAACAAUGGCAAGAACAAAUUAACCAGCUUAAGAAACAACUUGACUUCAGUGUCAAUAUUUGUCAGACUUUGAUGCAAGACCAGCAGACUCUGUCUUGUCUGCUGCAAACUCUUCUCACAGGUCCUUACAGUGUUAUGCCAAGCAAUGUUGCAUCUCCUCAGGUACACCUCAUAAUGCACCAGUUGAACCAGUGCUACACACAGCUAACAUGGCAACAGAAUAAUGUUCAGAGGUUGAAACAAAUGCUGAAUGAACUUAUGCGCCAACAAAAUCAGCAUCCAGAAAAAUCUGGAAGCAAGGAAAGAGGAAGUAGUGCGUCACACCCUUCAUCUCCCAGUUUAUUUUGUCCUUUCAGCUUUCCAACACAACCUGUAAAUCUAUUUAAUCUGCCUGGAUUUACUAAUUUUCCAUCAUUUGCACCAGGUAUGAAUUUCAGCCCUUUAUUUCCUUCUAAUUUUGGAGAUUUGUCUCAGAAUAUUUCUACAUCCACUGAACAGCAGCAACCUUUAGCCCAGAAUUCUUCAGGGAAAACAGAAUAUAUGGCUUUCCCAAAACCUUUUGAAAGCAGUUCCUCUAUUGGAGCAGAAAAGCAGAGGAAUCAGAAACAGCCUGAAGAGGAGGUAGAAAACAUUAGGACGCCAUGGUCGUAUGACCAAGAAGGAGAAAUAGGAAAACCAUUUAUCAAGACUGGAUUUGCAGUGUCUGUAGAGAAAACUACAAAUAGUAACCGCAAAAAUCACUUAGAUACAAGCAGGAGAAGACGCCAGUUUGAUGAAGAAUCAUUAGAAAGCUUUAGCAGUAUGCCUGACCCAGUAGAUCCAACAACAGUAACUAAAACAUUUAAGACAAGAAAAGCAUCUGCACAAGCCAGCCUGGCAUCUAAAGACAAAACACCCAAAUCGAAGAGUAAAAAGAGGAAUUCUACUCAGUUGAAAAGCAGAGUUAAAAAUAUUGGAUAUGAAAGUGCCAGUAUGUCUAGCACAUGUGAACCUUGCAAAAGUAGGAACAGACAUUCAGCUCAGACUGAAGAGCCUGUUCAAGCAAAAGUAUUCAGCAGAAAGAAUCAUGAACAGCUGGAAAAAAUAAUAAAAUAUAAUAGGUCUACAGAAAUAUCUUCAGCACAUGCUAGGAGAAUACUACUACAGCAAUCUAACAGAAAUGCAUGCAAUGAAGCGCCAGAAACUGGGAGUGAUUGUUCUAUGUUUGAAGCUUUGCGGGAUACUAUUUAUUCUGAAGUGGCUACUUUAAUAUCUCAAAAUGAAUCUCGCCCACAUUUUCUUAUUGAACUCUUCCAUGAGCUUCAACUACUUAAUACAGACUACUUAAGGCAGAGGGCUUUAUAUGCAUUGCAGGAUAUAGUAUCGAGACAUAUUUCUGAAAACCAUGAAAAAGAAGGGGAAAAUGUAAAGUCAGUGAACUCUGGUACUUGGAUAGCUUCAAACUCAGAGCUUACUCCCAGUGAAAGCCUUGCUACUACUGAUGAUGAAACUUUUGAGAAGAACUUUGAAAGAGAAACACAUAAAAUAAGUGAACAAAAUGAUGCUGAUAAUGUUAGUGUCAUGUCUGUAUCUUCAAAUUUUGAACCUUUUGCAACAGAUGAUCUUGGUAACACAGUGAUUCACUUAGAUCAGGCAUUAGCCAGAAUGAGAGAAUAUGAGCGUAUGAAGACUGAGGCCGAAAGUAACUCAAAUAUGAGAUGCACCUGCAGAGUUAUUGAGGAUGCAGAUGCUGCUUCCGCCACCACUGUAAUUAAUAAUUCAGAAGAGACUCCCAUUAUUGAAAAUCAUAGUUCACAACAACCUGUAAGUGAAGUUUCUAGCAUCCCGUGUCCUAGAAUUGAUACUCAGCAGCUGGAUCGACAGAUCAAAGCAAUUAUGAAAGAAGUCAUUCCUUUUUUGAAGGAGCACAUGGAUGAAAUAUGCUCUUCUCAGCUUCUUACUUCAGUAAGACGCAUGGUAUUGACCCUUACCCAGCAAAAUGAUGAGAGCAAGGAGUUUGUGAAGUUCUUUCAUAAGCAACUUGGAAGUAUAUUACAAGAUUCAUUGGCAAAAUUUGCGGGCAGAAAACUGAAGGACUGUGGAGAAGACCUUCUUGUGGAGAUAUCUGAAGUGUUGUUUAAUGAAUUGGCUUUCUUUAAACUCAUGCAAGAUUUGGAUAAUAAUAGUAUAACUGUUAAACAGAGAUGCAAAAGGAAAAUAGAAGCAGCUGGAGUGAUACAUUCUUAUGCCAAAGAGGCCAAAAGGAUUCUUGAAGGAGAUCAUGGCUCACCUGCUGGAGAGAUUGAUGAUGAAGACAAAGACAAGGAUGAGACUGAAACAGUUAAGCAGAUUCAGACACCUGAGGUAUAUGGUGCCGAAGGUCCCAAAAAUGUAAGAUCUGAUGUUUCUGAUCAAGAGGAAGAUGAAGAAAGUGAAGGAUGUCCAGUAUCUAUUAAUUUAUCUAAAGCGGAAACUCAAGCUUUAACUAAUUAUGGAAGUGGAGAAGAUGAGAAUGAGGAUGAAGAAAUAGAAGAAUUUGAAGAGAGCCCUGUAGAUGUCCAGACUUCACUUCAGGCUAACACUGAAACUAAUGAAGAAAUUGAACAGGACAGUCAGGUUCAACAACAUGACCUUGAAGAAACAGCUGAAAGCACAAAUGUUUCAUCAGAACAAGAACCCACUAGUAAAGAUGACCAAGAUAGCUCUCCUGUGAAACCUUGUUACCUCAAUAUCUUGGAAAAUGAACAACCUUUAAAUAGUGCUGCCCAUAAGGACUCGCUUACCACUAUUGAUUCAUCUAAACAACCUAACCCAUUGCCAUUACCUUUAACUGAAAUUGAAACCUUAGUGCCUAGAGUCAAAGAAGUUAAAUCUGCUCAGGAAACUCCUGAAAGCUCUCUCGCUGGAAGUCCUGAUACUGAAUCUCCAGUGUUAGUGAAUGACUAUGAAGCAGAAUCUGGUAACAUAAGUCAAAAGUCUGAUGAAGAAGAUUUUGUGAAAGUUGAGGAUUUACCACUUAAACUGACAAUAUAUUCAGAGGCAGAUCUAAGGAAGAAAAUGGUAGAAGAAGAACAGAAGAAUCAUUUAUCUGGUGAAAUAUGUGAAAUGCAGACUGAAGAAUUAGUUGGAAAUUCUCAGACACUAAAAGAACCUGAAAUAGUGGGAGCCCAGAGUGUAUGAGAUGUCUUCAGAGACUCAUCUAACUCUGUUUAUAAAGUCAUCGCAUAUAUGAAAAUGACCCUAAAUAAACAUUGUUAUGAUCUGUAUAAAAUGUAAA